Molecule: messenger RNA, 921 nt
Organism: Zootoca vivipara (common lizard)
Lineage: Eukaryota; Metazoa; Chordata; Lepidosauria; Squamata; Lacertidae
Product: histone H2A type 2-B
Cellular component (GO): nucleosome
Molecular function (GO): structural constituent of chromatin; protein heterodimerization activity; DNA binding
Source: RefSeq, a predicted model, not a curated record
GGGUUCUUUUCUUCCUAAUUGCAGUUUUAUUUUUUGCUUCGCCUCUGAGCAGACCUGAGUCGGUGUCGCCAUGUCUGGCCGCGGCAAGCAAGGUGGGAAGGCGAGAGCCAAGGCGAAAUCGCGAUCCUCCCGCGCUGGCCUCCAGUUCCCCGUCGGCCGCGUACACCGCCUGCUCCGGAAAGGGAACUAUGCGGAGCGGGUCGGCGCGGGAGCCCCCGUUUACCUGGCCGCAGUGCUGGAGUAUCUCACAGCUGAAAUACUGGAGCUGGCUGGCAACGCUGCCAGGGACAACAAGAAAACUAGGAUCAUUCCCCGUCAUCUGCAGCUGGCGGUUCGCAACGACGAAGAAUUGAACAAGCUGCUGGGAGGAGUCACUAUUGCCCAGGGUGGAGUCUUGCCCAAUAUCCAGGCUGUUCUGCUUCCCAAGAAGACAGAGAGCCACAAGCCCAAAGGCAAAUGAGGAAGCGGGCUCUUCACCCAACAAAACGUACAUCUGCAUAAAAAAGGCUCUUUUAAGAGCCACCCACAAAUACCGUAAAAGGCUGGAAAAAAUCACUACCGUAGUGAAAUGCGUUCGUAAUUAAGUACCUUUACCCCCACCCCGCGCAAGGAGCUUUUGACUUAUUUCAAGGGGAGUAACAUUUUUGCUUCGCUGCACAUGAUCUGCAAUAGGAUUUAGAAAUGGUAGUAUAAACAUAAGCGGCAGCACAACUCUUUUGAUGAAAACGUGGAUGGCCCUUAAAAGGGCCUUUUGUUUUUUGUGGGGGGUAACUGCUAAUGCUACUACGGCAUUGCCUAAUUUUAGCCGCCGAAUCCGUACAGCGUGCGGCCCUGGCGCUUCAAGGCAUAGACCACAUCCAUCGCCGUCACGGUCUUCCUCUUAGCGUGCUCCGUGUAAGUCACGGCAUCGCGGAUGACAUU